AUGACUAAUCUCCCAGGUCGCUCACUCUUCCGUCCACUAGUCUUUGCCAUUGUCAUCCUCCUCGUCCUACUAUCUUGGAAUUACGGCCGCUCAGGAGAUACCACGACAAUGUCCCACGAGGAAUCCACCCAACAUGCUGAAGGCCUGUCCCGGCUCACCGUCCGCAUCCGUCAAUCUUCAACAUCUCCUCCCACGUUGGCACUCUCCGUCACGAACGACCACACCUUCCCCCUCACCAUCCUUCGCUGGAACACGCCCCUUGAUCCUCUAGCGUUGCAACUCGGGGUUCUCUCAGUCACGCCCGAGGGUAAAGAUGCCCCGCUCGAGCUAGACACCAUCGCGCUGCGACGGGUUAUGCCGCCACCCGCCGAGGACCUCAUCACCCUUCAGCCGGGCGACAGCAAGGAGCAGGAGAUUAUCCUGAGGGAGACCAUGCUGCCGUUUGACAAGCUUGGCAAGACGCCUCGCGUGGCAGCCAAGGGCAAGUGGCAGACUGUGUGGCCCACGACGGCAGAAAAGCUUAGCCAGGAAACCAUUGAGAAGCUUCAGUUCGGCGAAGGUGUGCUCACAGGCGAGUUUGCCACGGAGGCGAUAGAGGUUACUAUCUCGUAA
This is a messenger RNA of Colletotrichum truncatum, 612 nucleotides long. RefSeq lists its product as uncharacterized. Lineage: Eukaryota; Fungi; Ascomycota; Sordariomycetes; Glomerellales; Glomerellaceae. The record is from RefSeq and is a predicted model, not a curated record.